CCGAUUCCAUUUAUCUAGUUUAGUUUAGUUAACGCCAGCAAAAACAAGAAGACAAGUAGUUGUUGUCGUUCAACUUCACCAUCAUCAUCACACUAGAUCCCUUCCUCCAUCAAUUCAAUUAAUCUAUAAUCCACAUAAUCGAUUCUCCUUCAUCGAUCGCUUCGACAAUCAAGGAAAUCAGUCAUGGGCCCUACCAGGAAAUCUAGAAGUGUAAAUAAGAGGUUCUCUAAUAUUCGUGAGGCUGCAGCUAGUAAAGAUAAAGAUGCAGCAAAUACCGGCAGGAAUAGGCAGAAGGCUUGUCCUGGUAUUCAGAAGAAGAGAAAAUUGGCUGAUAUGUUAGGACCACAAUGGAGUAAGGCGGAGCUUGAGCGUUUCUAUGAAGCUUACCGUGAAUAUGGGAAAGAUUGGAAGAAGGUUGCUCUUGCAGUACGUAAUAGGACCAUGGAAAUGGUAGAAGCCCUGUACACUAAGAACAGGGCAUACCUGUCUCUUCCAGAGGGCACUGCUUCUGUGGUUGGGCUGAUAGCAAUGAUGACAGACCAUUAUAGUAUUCUGGGAGGAAGUGACAGUGGAAAAGAAAGCAAUGAAGAUUCAGAAAUAAUGAAAAAGUCUAAAAAACGUCCACGGGGAAAGCCAAAUGACAAUAAAGCAGUAGAUGGACACUUUUCAGAUCAUUCGCAGCCACAUUCUGUUGCAUCGGAUGAUGGUUGCCUGUCAUUGUUGAAGAAGAGGCAUUCUGGAAUUAGGCCUCAUGCUGUUCGAAAAAGGACUCCCCGUGUCCCUAUUUCAUAUUCUAUUGGCAAAGAUAAUGAGGGAAAGUUUUUUUCAUCUGCUAGGCAGGACUCCAAACAAAUGAUUGAUACAACUGAUGUCACUCAUAAAAUUGCAUUAGCAUUAUCAGAGGCUUCACAGAGAGGUGGUUCUUCAAAAAAAGUUGGAUCGCCAAACAAGAAAAACAUGCCAUCACCCAAUCUGAAAAGUGGGAAGAAGCAUGUUAAAUCAGGAAUAGUUGGAGCAAAGUUUCGCAAAUCUGACAUGGAUGAAGCUAGUUCUGAGUUGAGUUUAGGAAGCACAGAAGGUGAUAAUGGAGAUUAUUCUGGAAAAUUAAUUCAUCGGAACAGUAGAGAAAAUACUGGAAGAGUAAGGAACCAGGAAAAGGGAAUAAAACACUACAGAAAGAGUUUAGAACCCCAGAAAAAUACAAACAAGCAUUUGAAUGACAUAAAGGAGGCCUCCAGUGGAACCGAUGAUGGAAAAAACCAGAGUUCCUUCAAGUCCAAUUUUGACACAGAUUUUGCAAAUGCAAAAAGUGUGAGGUCUUCUUACAAGGGUCCCAGAAAGAAAAGUAAAAAGCAACAUUUUGAGGAAGAUGAAGGUUCGGCUUUUGAUGCUCUGAAAACUUUGGCUGAUCUAUCUUUGAUGAUGCCAGAAACAAACCCUGACACUGUUUUUCAUUUAACAUUUUGGUGCCUGAGCUAUAAAGGAGGAAAUUGUGCUCCAAUUUUCACAAGCUCUGACUCAAACACAUUAAUAAUUAGCUUUCAACAGUUUGAAUCAUUUGUGCAGUUCAAUGAAGGAAACCUUGAUGAGUCUAAAAUGGAAACAGAUAACGGAAACAGUUCAAGAAAAUCGGGCAAGGUUUUUUCUGAUAAAGGAGAUGCUGCUCCCAAAGCAGAGGGAGCAUACCAGCUCAGUGCUGGAAGCAGGAAAAGAAAACAAAAAUCUCUUACUUUAAAUAAUGAUGAAACACAUACUGGUUCUCCUUUAAGUGGUUCCCAGAAAAUCAAGGUUACUGAUGAGGUGAAGAAGUCCACGGUUAAAGGCAAGCGGUCAUCUGUUAGUACAGCUCAUUCCAGAAACCUAAAUAUGGUGAAAUCCCUAGGAAAUAUGUCUUCAAAUAUCGUUGACAAAGCAGAAAGGGGUGAUUCAUCCUUUUCCCCCAUAAUUUUUUUGUCUACUAACCAAGUCGGUCAAGCAAACAGAGUCCGACCUAGAAGAAAGAUGGAAAAACCAAAACCAAUGGUACAACAAGAUCAUACAAUGUCUGAAAAUAAUUUUAGUGGUCAACAUGAUAAAUCCAUCGCUUUAUACUGGAGAAAUAGUAUGGAACGUCAUAAGGGAAUGCUUAUUAAUUGUCUGUCUUCACAUCAAACGCGGCGAUGGUGCAUCUCUGAAUGGUUUUAUAGUGCUAUUGAUUAUCCAUGGUUUUCAAAGAGAGAGUUUGUAGAAUACUUAGAACAUGUUGGACUGGGUCAUGUUCCCAGAUUGACUCGUAUUGAGUGGGGAGUCAUUAGAAGUUCUCUUGGUAGACCACGAAGAUUUUCAGAGCAAUUUUUGACAGAAGAAAAACAUAAACUUAAUCAGUACCGGGAAUCUGUCAGAUCACAUUAUGCUGAAGUUCUUGCUGGUACCAAGGAAGGCCUACCUGCUGAUUUGGCCCAGCCAUUAAUUGUUGGGCAGCGUGUUAUUGCUAUCCAUCCAAAGACAAGGGAGAUUCAUGAUGGAAGUAUACUGACUGUUGACCAUUGUAGAUACCGGGUUCAGUUUGACCAGCAUGAACUUGGGGUUGAAUUUGUCAUGGAUAUUGACUGCAUGCCUUUGUAUCCAUCUGAAAAUAUGCCCAUGUCUCUGAUAAGACACCAUAUUACUCCUGCUAGAAUGAAUGAGAACCUUAGAGAUCUUACGCACAAUGGGAAACUAACAGAAAGAAAGAUCUCUGAGCACACAAUGUUGUCCCCAACUGAGAAGUCAGAUGCCAUUAAAGGUCGCUGUGUACCAUCCGCUAUGCAUGGUUUUUCUUCAAGCUGCAAAUCACAAGCAAAAGUUGCGGGCAGUGAGAUCUGUAAUGGCCAAUCAGCAUCAAGUUCUCAUUCUUCCUUUCUUGAACAACUCCAAUCAAAAGAAGCUGAUAUAUUAGCUAUUUCAGAAUUGACUCGUGCUCUAGAAAAGAAGGAACUUGUGUUGUCGGAACUGAAGCACAUGAAUGAUGGGGUAUCAGAAAGCCAGAAAUACGGAGAGAACUCGGUGAAAGAUUCGGAACCUUUUAAAAGGAAUUAUGCUUCAGUACUAAAGCAAUUAACUGAAGCAAAUGAACAGGUUUCUUCUAGCUUAUUUUGCUUGAGGCAACGCAAUGCAUAUCAAGCAAGCUCCUCAGUUUUGUCAUUGAAGCCCAUUGCAAAUUUAGAGGAUCCUGGUGGUCACGCUAGCUCUUCCAAUUGCUCAGCUUGCCACAACCAAGAAUCUAUAUCUCAAAGUCACAUAGCUGAAAUUGUUGAAAGUUCUAGAAGAAAAGCCCGAACCAUGGUUGUUCAAGCUACUCAGGCAAUGUCAGUUUUCAGAAAGACAGAAAGUAAGGUUGAAAGAGUUGAGGAUGUAAUAAAUUUUAUCAAUAACCGGCUUUCGGUUGAUGACUCUACUGCUUCAGCCACAAAUUUUCUGGCCAUAGAUUCUAUUACUUUGGCUUCUCGUGAUCAAUUGACUGCUAGCAGCACAUUAAACAUUUUGGCAAGGUGUCCUGUACAAGAUGAUGAACUUAACAGUUCGUCUGACCAAAAUGAAAUGAAAAUCCCCUCAGAACUCAUAUCUCAUUGUCUAGCUACACUGCUCAUGAUUCAGAAGUGUACGGAAAGACAAUUUCCCCCAGCUGAUGUUGCGCAGGUAUUAGAUUCCGCUGUUACCAGUUUGCAGCCAUUUUGUUCAAAGAAUCUACCAAUAUAUGGUGAGAUACAGAAAUGCAUGGGUAUCAUAAGAAAUCAGAUAUUGGCACUCAUACCUACCUAGCUCAGACUCCUUCAUCCUUUGUAAAUCUCUGAUAUUAGUCAAGUUCGUCUCACAAUGACUUGAGUUCCAUGGGGAUUCAUGAGACAUUGAUGGGGAGAUAAUUAUAAACUCUGUAUACUACAAUUGUAGCCAAAUGAAAAGGGAAGAUUGUAUACCAUAUUUUAAUCUCUUUUCAGAUGUACAUAUUGUAUUAUUAUUGUUGAAGAUCAUAUCAUAAGAAAGGGCUAGUAUGUAGCUUGUCCUAUUCAGCAGCACAAGCACUAUGUAUGAUAUGAGCACAUUAACGAUUUCAACGUUGAUUUGAUGUGAAUUGGAACUUGUCAGGAGCAGUUGUAGCCCCACUUUGCCAAUUUAAGCAUUUCAAUAAAGUUAAUAAUUUGGAAC
Medicago truncatula (barrel medic) is the source of this 4164-nucleotide messenger RNA. Its product is annotated as protein ALWAYS EARLY 3. Bases 184 to 3780 code for a protein of 1198 amino acids. The record is from RefSeq and is a predicted model, not a curated record. Gene Ontology annotation, biological process: regulation of cell cycle; reproductive process; regulation of transcription by RNA polymerase II. Lineage: Eukaryota; Viridiplantae; Streptophyta; Magnoliopsida; Fabales; Fabaceae. The transcript is spliced from 21 exons. Gene Ontology annotation, molecular function: DNA binding. Gene Ontology annotation, cellular component: nucleoplasm; transcription repressor complex.